Molecule: messenger RNA, 2796 nt
Organism: Hemiscyllium ocellatum (epaulette shark)
Lineage: Eukaryota; Metazoa; Chordata; Chondrichthyes; Orectolobiformes; Hemiscylliidae
Product: netrin receptor UNC5D-like
Exons: 17
Coding region: 1-2796 (931 amino acids)
Biological process (GO): netrin-activated signaling pathway
Cellular component (GO): membrane
Molecular function (GO): netrin receptor activity; protein binding
Source: RefSeq, a predicted model, not a curated record
AUGAGUCACAACAAUGUUUUUGUGUUCAACAAAAUUUCACCAUCUUCUUCUUCAACAGGGUCAGGUAAAGGUGAUAGCCAGGCUGAAUCCAUGCCACUGGGGACACUGCCACGAUUCCUAAUUGAACCGGAGGAUUCAUACAUAGUGAAGAGCAAUCCCAUUAAGCUGCGCUGCAAAGCGAUGCCAGCCAUGCAGAUCUUCUUCAAGUGCAAUGGAGACUGGGUCCAUCAGAAAGAACACAUGCUUGAGGAACAUGUGGACGAGCACACAGGCCUGAGUGUUCGGGAGGUCCUCAUCAAUGUUUCUCGGCAGCAAGUGGAAGAUUUUCACGGUCCAGAGGAUUACUGGUGUCUUUGCGUAGCUUGGAGUCAACAGGGAACAACGAAAAGCAGAAAAGCUACGGUCCGAAUUGCGUAUUUAAGGAAAAAUUUUGAACAAGACCCCCAGGCAAAAGAGGUUCCUCUAGAAGGGAAGAUCAUUUUACACUGUCGUCCCCCCGAGGGAGUGCCUUCUGCCAAGGUUGAAUGGCUGAAGAAUGAGGAGCCGAUUGAUCCAAAGCGUGAGCCGAACAUUUACAGCACCGCAGAGCAUGAUCUCAUCAUUGAGCAAGCGCAUCUCUCUGACUCGGGCAACUACACCUGUGUCGCUACAAAUGUGGUUGCCAAACGACGCAGCACAGCUGCCACGCUGACCGUGUUUGUGAAUGGUGCCUGGUCAAUGUGGACAGAGUGGUCACCUUGUAGUGUCCGAUGUGGCAGAGGAUGGCAGAAACGAACACGGACCUGCACCAACCCAGCCCCGCUAAAUGGGGGAGCCUUUUGCGAAGGGACUUCAGUUCAGAAAAUCGUCUGCUCCUCCCUCUGCCCAGUGGAUGGUGCCUGGGAACCCUGGAACGUGUGGUCACCCUGCUCCUCCGAGUGUGAACACCAAAGAGUCCGUGCAUGCGUGGCUCCUGAACCGAGGUAUGGCGGAAAAUUCUGCGAGGGGCUGAGCCAGGAGUCUAAGAACUGCACCGAGGGACUCUGCAUUCAAAGCCAGACACCUCUGCAGGAAGUACAGCCUCAAAGUAUUGAAACCAACAGCGAUGUGGCUCUAUACUCUGGUCUUGGCGCAGCAGUGAUAGCCGUCGCAGUGCUUGUGGUGGGCAUCACAUUAUAUCGAAGAAGUCAAAGUGAAUAUGGUGUUGAUGUUAUUGACUCUUCGGCUCUGGCCGGGGGCUUUCAGUCCUUCAACUUCAAGACUGCCAGACAGGGCAAUUCUCUGCUUUUGAACCCAUCAAUACAGCCAGACCUGACGGUGAGCAGGACGUAUAGUGGACCAAUCUGCUUCCAGGACCCUGUGAACAAAGAACUCAUGACCCAGUCACCACUCUUUGACUCUCUGCCAGGGAUCAAAGUUAAAGUACAAAGUUCUUUAAUGGUGUCACUUGGAGUUGCCGAUGGAGUGGAGUAUCAUGGGAGGGUACCAUCCCGGACUUACCCUCGUAAUAGCAGAAGUGUUGACAAAAUACAUGCAAGAAGCAAUGCAUCAAGUUCUCAGCAUCUCUCUGCCGCAAUUACAAAGGCUGAAAACAGAACUUCCGGCAUAUUUGGGUGUCUGGGUGGAUGCCUGGAGGGACCAACGAAAGGAGUCCGUUUAUUGGUUCCACUGGGGGCAAUUCCAGAGGGAAAUUCUUGGGAAAUAUACAUUGCAGUCAAUCAAGGCGUAAACAGCCUGCAGCCAGAAGGAGCCGAGGUAAUCUUGAGUCCCGAGGUCACCUGUGGGCCACCAGGUCUGUCCUUGUCCAGUCCCAUUGCUCUGACUGUCCCUCACUGCGCAAUGGUAUGUUCAGAGCACUGGAGCAUAAAGCUGAAGAGACAGACACUGACAGGAAAGUGGGAGGAAGUGAUGUUGCUUGAAGACGAGACCACAUCCUGUUACUGCCUACUGGAUUCUCAUUCCUGUCACAUCCUCUUGGACCACCUUGGCACAUAUGCACUCGUGGGCGAGGCAGUCACGGAGUGUGCGGAGAAGAGACUGAAGCUUGCUGUCUUCGGGCGUCUGUCCUACAGCUCACUGGAGUACAAUUUCAGAGUGUAUUGCAUGGACGACAUUCCAAGUGUUUUGCAGGAAGUGAUGUAUGAGGAGAGAAACCAGGGUGGACAUCUAUUGGAUGAGCCCAGAACUUUACACUUCAAAGCAAACUCAUACGGCCUUCAAGUUUCUGUGCUUGACGUACCCCAGUUUCUGUGGAGAAUCAAACCACUGUCUGUAUUUCAGGAAUUUGCCUUUUCCCAUAUCUGGUGCAGGAACCAGCAGCCCCUGCCGUGUGCCUUUAGAGUGGAAAGAUUCAACUCAGCUACCACACACUUCUCCUGCAAGAUCUGCAUCCGGCAGCUGAAAGGCGAUGAGCAGAUCUUUCACCUCAGCACCUCCAUCCUUGAGGAUGAGAGAGAAGCUGUUCACUUCUGUGCACAAGCAGCAAGUGAUGUGGCCACGUUAGAAGGUCCCAAAGCAUUUAAGAUCCCAUAUUCCAUCAGACAGAAGAUCUGUUCCACCUUUGACGUUCCCAGUGCUUCGGGCAAAGACUGGCGGCUCUUAGCACAAAAACUACACAUAGACAGGAACCUGAGUUACUUUGCAGUUAAAAGCAGCCCUGCUGGUACAAUCUUGGACAUAUGGGAGGCACAGCAUCAAAAUGACAGAGACCUUGACUCUCUGGCCAGUGCUCUAGAGGAAAUAGGCAGGAUCCAGUGCCCUGCCUCAAUGACAGCUGAAGGCGACGGUGAUGAGUCAGACUACAACUACGGUGGAUGA